Molecule: messenger RNA, 537 nt
Organism: Pseudovirgaria hyperparasitica
Lineage: Eukaryota; Fungi; Ascomycota; Dothideomycetes; Acrospermales; Acrospermaceae
Exons: 3
Coding region: 107-439 (110 amino acids)
Source: RefSeq, a predicted model, not a curated record
CUUCUGGGUUUAUUAUCUCCUCUUGUGUUAUUAUAGUUCAAAACACCAUCUAUCCACCCACAAAAUACUUACUCCUCCUCCUCCUCCCCUCUAUCCAACGCUCACUAUGCCCACCACAACCACAACCACCUCCCCAUCCCCAUGGUCCCAAUUCCCCACAGUCCAACACCCAGCACCUUUCAUAACCGCCGAGCAAACCCUCACCACCCUCCAAUCUUCCUCCACCUCGUCCACCAACACAACACCCUCCCCUCCCCUCCCUCUCCUCCUCAUCGACGUACGCCGUAACGACUACCUCGGCGGCGCCAUAAAAGGCAGCCUCAACCUCCCCGCCGAAACCUUCCACGCCAACCGCGCAGAACUAUACGAGCUGUGCAGACGCGCCGGCGUGGCUGAGGUGGUGUUUUAUUGUGUACAGGGCGUGGAUGAAGGGGUUUGAGGAGGAGUAUUGGGUGCAGUUUGCUGGGUGAUUGGUUGGUUGGUUUAGAAUCGGGGUGUAUAUACAUGAUAACGGAACGUGGAUGAUGGUAUGGUCAA